AUGUUCUCUGCCCAUCCGGACCUGCAUGAGGUCGACACCAUCCUCUCACACCGUGACACUUCGGUUGGCCGUGAAUACCUCAUUCACUGGCGCAACACAUCUGCAUCUGAAGAUUCAUGGGAGCCAUUCUCCAACCUCAGCCAUGCUCCUCGUGCCAUUGGAGUGUAUCUUGCCUCAUUGGCACCGAGGACGGUGCCUUCAGGGAGGGGAGGUAAUGUAACAAGUGGGGGCUGCACUGGAGGCAGCGUGAAGCGCACGGGAGGCGAAAGCAUGCAGCAGCAGCGUGCAACUGCGAACGUGGGCAGCAAAGGGGCGGAAGUGAGCAGGACGUGGGGGAUCCACCUCUGCACCUGCUUCUACUGUACUGGUUUCUGGACCGCGGACUCCCACCCGUACGGGGCGGGCGCACUGUUCACCCAAGCAGAGGAUGCUGAUGUGGUAGAGGUGCAUGGGAUGUUCACCCAGGCUGAGGCUGAGGUGCAUGGGAUGUUCACCCAGGCUGAGGUGCAUGGGAUGUUCACCCAGGCUGAGGUGCAUGGGAUGUUCACCCAGGCUGAGGUGCAUGGGAUGUUCACCCAGGCUGAGGCUGAGGUGCAUGGGAUGUUCACUCAGGCUGAGGUGCAUGGGAUGUUCACCCAGGCUGAGGUGCAUGGGAUGUUCACCCAGGCUGAGGUGCAUGGGAUGUUCACCCAGGCUGAGGCUGAGGUGCAUGGGAUCCUGCAGGCGAAGCUGGGCAAGGCUGCUGGGUGUUGGGAGUCUGGGACAAGCAAAGGGAGAAUUGGAGGUGCGUUUUCAGUGAUUUUCUUCCUUAAGAGCAAGCAGAGGGCGAAGGAUGCGUGUGGUGAGAAGGGCGUGGGCUCAACACGAGUCACCAGCAGGAUCCAGGGGGCUGUGAAGCUGGUUGAGGGGCAGGGAGCAGAGAGAGCUAGGAGGAGCAGCGAGGGCUAG
Molecule: messenger RNA, 948 nt
Organism: Closterium sp. Naga37s-1
Lineage: Eukaryota; Viridiplantae; Streptophyta; Zygnematophyceae; Desmidiales; Closteriaceae
Source: the annotation of a GenBank genome assembly